Podospora pseudocomata is the source of this 4635-nucleotide messenger RNA. RefSeq names its product DNA-directed RNA polymerase III complex subunit Rpc2 (gene rpc2). Gene Ontology annotation, molecular function: ribonucleoside binding; DNA binding. Gene Ontology annotation, biological process: DNA-templated transcription. The record is from RefSeq and is a predicted model, not a curated record. The transcript has 2 exons. Gene Ontology annotation, cellular component: RNA polymerase III complex. Bases 1 to 4635 code for a protein of 1544 amino acids. NCBI's taxonomy places the organism in Eukaryota, Fungi, Ascomycota, Sordariomycetes, Sordariales, Podosporaceae.
AUGCCUUCGGCAGCCGUCGACGAUGGCUUCGAGGCUCUGCUGGAGCCCUUCUACAACGGCAAACGGCUCACGGAUCCCAUCAACACCAAGCAGGACAAGUACCAGCUGCUACCCGCCUUCCUCAAGGUCAAGGGGCUGGUAAAGCAGCACAUCGACUCGUACAACUACUUUGUCGAGGAGGACAUCAAGAAGAUCGUCGAGGCCAACCGAGUGAUCCGAUGCGACCAGGAACCCAGCUUCUGGCUCGAGUUCACCGACAUCCGCGUCGGCAAGCCCACAAGAAAUGAAAACUCGCAGCUCCAGUGGCAGAGCUCGACAACCGUGUCGCCCAUGGAGUGCCGUCUUCGCGAUGCUACCUAUGCCGCCCCCGUCGUUGUCGAUAUCGCCUACCCCAAGAACGGCGUCAGAAAUAUCCGCAAAAAUGUCCAGCUCUGCCGCAUCCCCGUCAUGCUCAAGAGCUCCAAGUGCUACCUCAACGGUGCCAAUAAUGCGAGGAUGGAGGAGCUCAACGAGUGUCCUCUGGAUCCGGGUGGCUACUUUAUUGUCGGCGGCACAGAAAAGGUCAUUUUGAUUCAGGAACAGCUCAGCAAGAACCGUGUGAUUGUGGAAAAGGACGACAAGGGUGGCGUGCAGGCCUCGGUCACCAGUUCUACCCACGAACGCAAGUCCAAGACCUACGUCGUUCUCAAGAAGGACCGCAUUCUUCUCACCCACAACAUUCUCGUCGAGGCGAUUCCCAUCGUGAUCGUUCUCAAGGCCCUCGGGGGACUGUCUGACUACGACAUCAUGGAGCUGGUGGCGGGAGGAGACUCCAGAUACCAAGACGACUUUCUCAUCAACUUUGAGGACGCAGCAAAGGCUGGCGUCUACACGCAGCAACAGGCGCUGGAAUAUGUGGGUGCCAGAGUCAAGAUGGGCGGCCCGAAAAAGCCAAGCCCCAAGUUCUCUGCUGGACCACGGCGCAACCCCAUCGAGGAAGGCUUGGAUGCCCUCUCCAACCUGAUUGUGGCCCAUGUCACCGUCAAGGACCUGGACUUUUAUCCCAAGACCAUCUACAUCGCCAUGAUGGUGCGGCGCAUCCUGAUGGCCGUUCACAAUCCCGAGCUGGUCGACGACCGUGAUUUCGUCGGCAACAAGCGUUUGGAGUUGGCCGGCCAGCUGCUGUCUUUGCUAUUCGAGGAUCUGCUCAAAGGAUUUAUUGGGCAACUCAAGGCGAACAUGGAGCACUUUUUCAAGAGACCCAACCGCACGUCAGCUUAUGACCCCAUCGGCCCCAUCGGCUCUUAUGGUACAAUGAUCACCCAAGGGCUGAACCGGGCCAUUCAGAGCGGGAAUUGGACAGUCAAGCGUUUCGGUAUGAAUCGGGCCGGCGUCACACACGUUCUCAGUCGUCUGAGCUAUAUUGCUGCCCUCGGCAUGAUGACGAGAAUCAGCAGUCAGUUCGAAAAGACACGAAAGGUAUCGGGUCCCAGAGCCCUCCAGCCCUCGCAGUGGGGUAUGUUGUGCACAUCCGACACACCUGAAGGCGAGGCCUGUGGUCUGGUCAAGAACUUGGCGCUCAUGACACAUAUCACCACCGAGGCAGGAGAAGAAAAGGUCAAGAAGUGCGUCUCGACAUUGAUCGAGGGUAUCCGGCUUAUCGAGGAGUGCAGCGGCACAGAGAUGCAUGAAGAAAACGCCUUCAUCAUUCACGUAAACGGCACGCCGUAUGCUCUGACCCUUGACGCGGCGGCCUUCACCAAGAGGUUCAAGCAGUUCCGUCGCCGCGGCGUGCUGUCGGCCUUUAUUGGGAUUCACACCAGUCAUGCCACAGCCUCGAUCCACAUCGCCACCGAUGAAGGGCGCAUCUGUCGGCCAUACAUCAUUGUCGAGAACGGAAAGUCCAUGCUGGAGGCAGCACAUCUGGAUCUUCUCCGGCACAAGAAGGCCACAUUUGAGGACUUUUUGAAGAAGGGUGUGCUGGAAUAUCUGGAUGUGAAUGAGGAAAACGACGCGCUGAUUGCCGUCCACGAGUCGGACAUCAACGACCAGACAACUCAUCUGGAAAUCGAGCCAUUCACCAUCCUGGGCGCAGUUGCGGGCCUCAUUCCGUUCCCUCACCACAACCAGUCGCCCCGUAACACCUACCAAUGCGCCAUGGGCAAGCAAGCGAUAGGCUUCAUCGCAUACAACCAGCAAAACCGCAUCGAUACUCUUCACUACACGCUCGUGUAUCCUCAACGACCCAUGGUCAUCACCAAGACCAUUCAACUCAUCCAUUACGACAAGCUCCCUGCUGGCCAAAACGCCACGGUUGUCGUCAUGUCGUACUCGGGGUACGAUAUUGAAGACGCCCUUGUGCUCAACAAGGCAUCCUGCGAUCGAGGAUUCGGUCGCUGCCAGGUGUUCAAGAAGUACACGACCGAGCUCCUACAGUACCCCAACCGAAACAAGGACCGACUUGGUGGCGUGCAACGCGAUGAAGACGGCAAGGCCAAGGAUCGACAUGCGGUGCUUGACAAUGAUGGUCUCGCUACUCCUGGAAUGAAACUGAAGGACGGCGAUAUCAUGAUCAUGAAGGAGACCCCGGUCGACCAGACGUCAACAAACAUUGGUGAGGAUCGGAAAAUCACCGAGUUCCGUCCCUGUCCCAUCAGCUACAAGAUCAAGGAUCCAGCCAUUGUCGACAAGGUGGUCAUCACCACCAAGGAGAGCGGCACGCCGCUGCUGAAGGUCCGGACCAGACAAACACGCCGACCAGAGCUUGGUGACAAGUUCUCGUCUCGUCACGGCCAGAAGGGUGUUGUUGGUAUCAUUGUGGACCAAGAGGACCUGCCCUUCUCCGACAAGGGUCUGACGCCCGAUAUCAUCAUGAACCCCCACGGCUUCCCAUCGCGUAUGACUGUCGGCAAGUUGUUUGAGUGCUUGACCGGCAAGGCGUCCGUCGUGGCAGGAAGGCGGGAGUAUGGCUUUGGUGAUGCCUUCCGGUCUCAUCCGGUGGAAGAGAUGGGCAAGGUGUUGAUCGAGCACGGCUUCUCGUGGGAGGGCAAGGAUUACUUCACAUCCGGCAUCACGGGCGAGCCCCACGAGGCCUAUCUUUUCAACGGACCCAUCUUUUACCAGCGCCUCAAGCACAUGGUGGCAGACAAGAUGCACUCUCGCUCUCGCGGCCCGCGCGCGGUCCUCACACGUCAGCCCACCGAGGGUCGUUCGCGUGACGGUGGUUUGCGUUUGGGAGAAAUGGAGCGUGAUUGCCUGAUUGCCUACGGCGCCUCGCAGCUGUUGCUGGAACGGUUGAUGUACAGCUCUGACGUUACCAAGGUGGACGUCUGCGAGCGGUGCGGUCUGAUGGGCUACAAGGGGUACUGCCAGACUUGCAAGACGACGAGCAAUGUCACCAAGAUGAACAUGCCGUACGCUGCCAAGCUGCUGCUGCAGGAGCUGAUUUCUAUGAAUGUGGGGGUCAGGAUGCAGUUGGAGGACCAGUUUCCCCAUCCUCGCAACAGCAACAGCAACAGCAACAGCAACAGCAACAGCAACAGCAACAGCAACAACGACAACAACAACGACAACAACGACAGCAUGUCCUCUUCCUCGUCUCCCUCCUCAGGUUUCUACGCCUUCUCCCCCAUCCACAGAACCCAAGCCGAACUCAACGAUCGGGUCGCCAAGCUGGAGGAGAUGGCGAGCAAGGCAAAGACUGAGGACGUCAAGUUCAUGACUUUUCUCCGUCAACUUUUUGACAGUGUUAAUCGCACCCGGCUGAUGUGCAAGGAGUUGGGUGAGGAGGUGCGGAUGCUGAGGAAGGCUGGGGAGGAGAAGGAGGAGGAGAAUCGUAAUGCUGGGGUGUAUGUUAUGGCGCUUCUGGAGAAGCUGGAGGAAAAGAACAAGAAGACGAAGGGACGGGUGAGGAAGUUGAAGGGGAGGGUGAGGGAGUUGGAGGAGAGGGAGAGGGUGAUGAAGGAGAGGGUGGGGGUGUUGGAGGGGGGGAAGAGUAGGGAUGGUGUGUGUGAGAAGUUGAAGGGGGAGUUUGAGGAGUUUAAGGCGGUUGUGGAGGAGAGGGUGGUGAAGGUGGAGGAGUGGGAGGAGGAGUGGGAGGAGGAGUGGGAGGAGGAGUGGGAGGAGGAGUGGGAGGAGGAGUGGGAGGAGGAGUGGGAGGAGGAAAGAUACGAAGGGAGGGUUUGUGCGUUGGAAUGCCGGGCUGAUUGGAUGGAGAGGGAGUGGGAGAAGAACGUAUCUGAACCGAGGGCCUGUGUGUUGGAGAGCCGGGUUGAUUGGAUGGAGAAGGAGGCAGAGGGGGAAGAGAGUGAGAAGAAGAGCGUGAAGGCCUUUCCGGAUUCCCUCCGGGAGGAGACGGCUACUCUCACGGCCAGCCCCAAGAUUGACAAGGGACUGGGCAAGCUUGGGGCGGCUGGGAAUUCGGGGGCGGAUGGCCUGGGAGAGUACAACCCGCGACGCCCUUACCUUCAGGCUUCUUCUCCGGCGUCGAGAGGACUACCGAGCAGUUCUGGAUAUGGCUAUCCCCGUUAUCCCUCACCACCCAACUUGCUCCCCUAUCUCUCUUCGAGCCUGACCCGGCAGAUAUACAAUGCCAGCGCCUAUGACGCCCCGCGGCCAACCUACCGCACUUACGGUGUUCCUUCCGACUCUCAAUAG